AUGGCCUACGAAACUCUCACCUUGACCGUUUUAUCGGUCCUCUUCGUUCUUUAUCGCUAUCUCAACCAGACAGAUAUACCAAAGAUCAAAGGACUCCCGGAAAUCCCCGGAGUUCCGAUCUUUGGUAGCCUGUUCCAACUCGGAGAUUGUCACGCAAAAGUUGCGGCCAAGUGGGCGAAGAAGUAUGGCCCUGUCUUCCAAGUUCGAAUGGGAAAUAAGAGGAUUGUUUUUGUCAACAGUUUCGAGUCAGUCAAACAGCUUUGGAUCAAGGACCAAUCUGCUCUCAUCUCUCGCCCGACUUUCCACACCUUUCACGAUGUUGUUUCAACUUCUCAGGGCUUCACCAUCGGUACCUCUCCCUGGGAUGAAUCGUGCAAGCGCAGACGCAAAGCUGCCGCAACAGCCCUCAACCGGCCCGCAGUGCAAUCUUAUAUGCCUAUCAUCGAUCUCGAGUCCACCGCAAGUAUCAAAGAACUCUUGAUGGAUAGCAAUGGUGGAACCAGAGAUAUCAACCCCAUUCCUUAUUUCCAACGGUUUGCUCUCAACACCAGCCUCACCCUAAACUAUGGGAUUCGAAUUGAGGGAAAUAUCGAUGAUGAAUUGCUCCGCGAAAUUGUUGCAGUGGAACGUGGUAUAUCCAAUUUCAGAAGCACGAGUAACAAUUGGCAAGACUAUGUUCCGCUGCUUCGGAUAUUCCCCAAGUUGAAUAAGGAGGCCGAGGAAUUCAGAGUGCGCAGAGAUCGGUACCUUACGCUUCUCUUGGAUAUGCUUAAGGAGAAGAUUGCGCAAGGGACUGAUAAACCGUGCAUUACGGGAAAUAUUCUGAAAGAUCCGGAGGCUAAACUCAAUGACGCUGAGAUUAAGUCGCUCUGCUUGACAAUGGUAUCGGCCGGCCUGGAUACUGUUCCAGGAAACCUCGUCAUGACAUUGGCGUAUCUGUCGUCCGAGGACGGUCAGAGAAUCCAGCGCAAAGCUUACGACGAGAUCAUGAAGGUCUAUCCUGAUAACGAUGCAUGGGAGAAAUGCCUUGUCGAGGAGAAAGUACCAUAUAUAACUGCCUUAGUAAAGGAAACCCUCCGGUAUUGGACUGUUAUUCCCAUCUGUCUCCCAAGGAAGAGCGUGAAGGAUAUCACAUGGGGCAACGCGGUCAUCCCGGCCGGUACCACCUUUUUCAUGAAUGCAUGGGCGGCAGACUAUGAUGAAGACCACUUCCAGGAACCCCACAAAUUCAUCCCAGAGCGCUACCUUGACAACCCAGAGAGCUCGGGGACGCCACAUUACGGCUAUGGAGCAGGUUCAAGAAUGUGUGCUGGAUCGCAUCUCGCGAACAGAGAGCUCUACACGGCCUUCAUCAGACUCAUCACGGCCUUUACAAUUCACCCGUCUAAGGAUCCCGCUGAUCGACCAAUUCUUGAUGCCCUUGAGUGCAAUGCAAUCCCCACUGCGUUGACCACGGAGCCUAAACCGUUCAAAGUUGGAUUCAAAGCCAGAGACCCAGCACUGCUGCAGCGGUGGAUUGCAGAAAGCGAGCAACGGACCAAGGAUCUCUGA
Molecule: messenger RNA, 1551 nt
Organism: Rasamsonia emersonii CBS 393.64
Lineage: Eukaryota; Fungi; Ascomycota; Eurotiomycetes; Eurotiales; Trichocomaceae
Product: Unspecific monooxygenase
Exons: 4
Coding region: 1-1551 (516 amino acids)
Molecular function (GO): iron ion binding; monooxygenase activity; heme binding
Source: RefSeq, a predicted model, not a curated record